ACACAUACCAAUCAUCCGACGCGGACUCAACUCGACCCUCGGAUACUACUGAAGAUCGUGGGCCUGACGUGCAUCGUAUCGGUGUUCCUGACGAUCCUCACGUGUUAUGUCUGCAAACGGUAUUGGAAACGGAGUGACACCCGAGACAAUCACGUCUACCGCGUCUCGUGCAACACAUCCGCGUCUCCGCACGUCUUUCCACUCGAGUCUUUCCAACCGCUGAAUCCAAAUGCCUUUUUCAAGUCACCCGAACACGUGGCCAGUGCUCUGUGCGGUGACCUAUCGGUGCUGUCGGGUUCGCACCUAC
Molecule: messenger RNA, 307 nt
Organism: Oppiella nova
Lineage: Eukaryota; Metazoa; Arthropoda; Arachnida; Sarcoptiformes; Oppiidae
Source: the annotation of a GenBank genome assembly